Molecule: messenger RNA, 2008 nt
Organism: Didymella exigua CBS 183.55
Lineage: Eukaryota; Fungi; Ascomycota; Dothideomycetes; Pleosporales; Didymellaceae
Product: para-nitrobenzyl esterase
Exons: 2
Coding region: 362-1921 (519 amino acids)
Source: RefSeq, a predicted model, not a curated record
CUGGGCAUGGCAAGGUCUCGUGGUAGACUUGGACACCUUGCUAGUGAAGCGCCUUAAUUCUACAAAUUCUGCCGACUUCUGCGCUUAUGUUAAGAUCAUGCAAUUUUCCUCACAGUUUUCCGCUUGAAAAGCUCGAGCCGCGAGUCAAGCCGGCGCGGUCGCUGACUUCUCCGCGCCGUGAGCUGCCACCGUGCUCAAAGUGGAUUGAACGCCGGAAUUUCACUGGAUAUUCGAUCAUGUUGUACAUAAGUCGCUCGUAUGCCUGUUGUCGAUCCGGGGCAAAUGGCCAACAAAAGGCUCAGCACCUCCACGAUGAGGUGGUUAGGGACUUCCACCGCCACGAUCUUCCUUCAAUAUCAUCAUGGCUCUUAUCCUGUCUGCGCUGCUGGGCCUCGCCCAAUUGCCGAUUGCGCAUGCUCUCAGUUCGCUGAAGAUUGACACAACCUCUGGUAUGGUGCAGGGUGCAGUCGAUUCGAUUACACCAGACGUUGCCCACUUUCUGGGUGUACCCUUCGCUGAGCAGCCUCUGGGCAAGCGCCGCUGGUUGCCGUCCAUACCAAAGACCAAAGAGCAUGGAACAAUCGAUGCUUCCAAUUUCGCACCUGCAUGCCCGCAAUUUGAAGGCAACACAGACAAUGUUUGGUUGACCGAUGCUCCCGAGUUUGUCAUCACGCCAAGAAACUACACCGGCGAGGAUUGCUUGACGGUCAAUGUGUGGGCGCCGUGGAAAGAGGAGGCUAAGCAGAGCAUACACACGGAAGGAGCAUACGAUUCUGAGGAGAAGUUGCCGGUCAUUGCAUGGAUCCACGGUGGCUCCUUCCAGACGGGGGCCUCUACAGUACCUUACCAAGAUCCUAGCCCAUGGAUUCAGAGGAGUGGCAGGCACAUUGUUGUUGGCAUCCAAUAUCGUCUGGGCAUUUUCGGACAGCCUAACGCAGCAGGUCUUGCUGAUGAUGAGCAGAACCUUGGUCUCCUUGACCAGCGCCUCGCUCUUGAAUGGAUCCGCGACAAUAUUGCUAACUUCGGUGGUGACCCAGAACGCAUCACUCUCUGGGGUCAGUCCGCCGGUGCCAUCUCUGUCGAUGCGUACAAUUUUGCCUAUCCGGAGGACCCCAUCGUCUCUGCUCUGAUCAUGCACUCCGGAACCACUUUUUUGACACUCACCUCUAUAGACCCUGAGCACACCAACUUCACAUCUGUCGCCACUUCCCUUGGAUGCGGCAACCUCAAUGCCACAGCGGAAGUCGACUGUCUUCGAGAAGUCCCCUACACGGAUAUCAUCUCCUUUCUCAAGGCGCGCUCCGACAACGGCACAAUCCCCGGCCUUACCUUCAACCCCAUCAUCGACAACCGUACCAAGUUCAGUAACUACACCGCGCGCGCACUAGCCGGAAACUACACCCGCAUGCCGGCCAUCAUCGGCACCACUGUCGAUGAAGGCAAUGUAUUCCUACCUUACAACCGUACCUACGGUCCCAACAUGAAACUUGCCGACUUCAUCACCCUUGGCUCUUUCCUCUGCCCAACUUUGCAAACCACUCACGAUCGCUUUGUGUCCAAAUCGACGACCUUCCGCUACCUCUACGGCGGAAACUUCACCAACAUCGCCCCGCAGUGGUGGCAAGGCGCUUACCACCAGUCAGACAUGCCUCUUGUGUUCGGUACGCACAACACUGCGCGCAGCAAUUCGACGCCACUGGAGUUUGCUGUGAGCGAGGCGAUGCAGGACUUCUGGCUUGCGUUUGCUGAAGAUCCUGUUAAAGGUCUUCCUGAGGCUGGGUGGGAGGCGUAUGAGCCAACUGGUGAGGCGGUGCUCUUUGGAUGGGAGGGCAAGGCUGUGCAGCCCAUCAAGGAAAGUGAUUUGGAGGCGCCGUGUAAUGGUCUUGUGCCGAACGGACUGCCUAAGCCGCCGACAUUCUAGGCACAGAUUCUGGGAGUGACAGAAAAACAGACUCAUGAUGAUGAUGUAUAACGUAGAUUGGAAAAAUUGAUGUAGAUCACUGCAAGC